Hyaloscypha bicolor E is the source of this 771-nucleotide messenger RNA. RefSeq names its product phosducin. The coding region runs from base 1 to 771 and encodes 256 amino acids. Gene Ontology annotation, cellular component: cytoplasm. The transcript has 2 exons. Gene Ontology annotation, biological process: protein folding. The record is from RefSeq and is a predicted model, not a curated record. NCBI's taxonomy places the organism in Eukaryota, Fungi, Ascomycota, Leotiomycetes, Helotiales, Hyaloscyphaceae.
AUGGCAGCUCCAAAAGACGAACGCAUAGCCGUACCCAUAGACGAUCCAAAUGCCGACACUGAAUGGAACGACAUCCUCCGCAAACACGGCGUAAUCCCUGAGAAACCACCUUCUCCCACCCCCCUAAUCGAAGAAGCGAUUCUCGAAGGACGACGCCUAGCCCACGAGAACCGGUUAGAAGGUAAAGACCUCGACGAGCUCGACGCCCUGGAAGAUCUGGAGGACGAGAAUUUUUUAGAACAGUAUAGACAACAACGAGUCCAAGAGCUAGCAAAUCUCACCAAGAAAGCGGUUCACGGCACCGUGUACCCGAUCUCGAAACCCGAUUUCGUGCACGAGGUUACGGAUGCGAGUAAGAAUGGGCCGGUGUUGGUUAAUUUGACCAGUGGACUGGGCACGAAUGUCGAGAGUAGGGUGUUGACGGAGCUGUGGAGACGGGCAGCGAGGGAGUAUGGAGAGAUUAAGUUUUGUGAGAUUAGGGGUGAUAUGGCGAUCGAAGGGUACCCGGAUCGGAAUUGCCCGACGAUAUUGGUGUAUGAUAAGGGGGAUAUUGUGAAGCAGAUUGUGACGCUGAUGACGAUGGGGGGUGUGAGGGUGGGAAUGGAGGAGAUUGAGGCGUUGCUGGUGGAGAUUGGGGCGGUGAGGGAUAAUGAUAUGAGGAUUCUGAAGAGGAGGAAGGAGAAAGAGGGUGCGGAGGAGGAGAGAAGGGAGCAUGGUGGGAUCCGGUCGAGUAAGGCGACCGUGGAAGAGGAUGAUGAUGAUUGGGAUUAG